UAUAAUGUUUAUUCAUUUUUCAUACUGAUGUUUAUACUGGGUAUCUACAUCAUUGUGCAAGUCGGUGAUCUCAUCCAAGUCUGGGGCAAUUUACCUCUGAUGACUGCUACGAUCUUUCUUUUGUUCACAAACAUUGCCCUGGGGACAAAGCUACUAAAUGUGAUGUGGAGGAAGGAUACAAUUAGAGCUAUGUUAGAAGAGACGAACGAUGAACUAUGUAAUGAGAGUAGGCAGACGGGCAAAGAAAUCGUCAGGAGCUGUGACAGGGAGACUACCAAACAACUUUCCGUAUACUUCGUUCUGUCAUAUACGACUGUGCUCGGAUGGGCGUCCAGCGCUGAGAAAAAUCAGCUGCCCUUACGAGCUUGGUAUCCGUACGACACGUCAAAAACACCAACUUAUCAAUUGACCUACGCACAUCAGACUAUAGCUGUAUCAUUGGCGGCUGCUAUCAAUAUAUGCUUGGACACCCUGGUUACGUCGCUAAUAUGUCAAUGCCGCUGCCGGUUAAGACUACUGGCAUUGUCCCUACGGACUUUGUGUCAUGAUUUGGAUGUUUCAGAAAAGGGUGCCAUGACAGACGCGAGUAGCACAAUCGUCUCUGAACGUCUGCAAAACUGCGUGGUCCGUCACCAAACCGUCUUGGCGCAGACAAAGCUAUUGCAGAACUGCUUCUCGGCAUCUAUCUUUGCGCAGUUUUGCGUUUCCAUGAUCAUUAUAUGCGUGACGGCGUACCAGCUAGCGUUUGUAAGAGAGUCAACCAGCUUGGCUCGCGUCAUUUCAAUGGUCGCAUAUUUGACGGUCAUGAUGCUGCAGGUAUUUCUCUACUGCUAUCAAGGAAACCAGUUGGUUGAGGAGAGUGAAGGUGUCUCUGGUGCAGCUUACGAAUGCCCCUGGUACAUUUUAAAUAUACCGAUACGUCGGUCACUUCUCCUUGUAAUGACAAGAACUCGACGCGCGGCGCGGCUCACUGCUGCGGGAUUCACGGAAUUGUCGCUAUCAUCUUUUAUGUCUAUAAUAAAGGCAUCGUAUACGUUCUUCACUGUACUUCAGCAAAUAGAAGAAGAUUGA
This is a messenger RNA of Vanessa atalanta (red admiral), 1071 nucleotides long. Its product is annotated as odorant receptor Or1-like. Gene Ontology annotation, molecular function: olfactory receptor activity; odorant binding. The transcript is spliced from 10 exons. Lineage: Eukaryota; Metazoa; Arthropoda; Insecta; Lepidoptera; Nymphalidae. Gene Ontology annotation, biological process: sensory perception of smell; detection of chemical stimulus involved in sensory perception of smell. Bases 28 to 1071 code for a protein of 347 amino acids. The record is from RefSeq and is a predicted model, not a curated record. Gene Ontology annotation, cellular component: plasma membrane.